Molecule: messenger RNA, 3587 nt
Organism: Paralichthys olivaceus (Japanese flounder)
Lineage: Eukaryota; Metazoa; Chordata; Actinopteri; Pleuronectiformes; Paralichthyidae
Gene: lonp2
Product: lon peptidase 2, peroxisomal
Biological process (GO): protein catabolic process; protein targeting to peroxisome; protein processing
Cellular component (GO): peroxisomal matrix
Molecular function (GO): ATP hydrolysis activity; ATP binding; serine-type endopeptidase activity
Source: RefSeq, a predicted model, not a curated record
GAGGAAGCAGGAGGAGGAAUCAAGUUUAAAAAUGUGAUUUCAGAGCAAAUAAUAAUGUGAAAGGAUCGAGAUGCAGCAGCAAAUGUGUUCGAGUCCGUCCGAGGACGUGUUUUAAUUGAUUUCUGCGGAUUAUUCGUGAGUUGAAGUCGUCGAAACCUCAUAAAAUGGCCUCCGGUGAUGGGAUCCAGAUACCCAGCCACCUCCCGCUGCUGCUAACCCACGAGGGCGUGCUGCUGCCGGGCUCCACCGUCCGGUUCAGCGUGGACUCCCCGAGGAACAUGCACCUGGUCAGCCAGCGGCUCCUGAGAGGGACGUCGCUGAAAAGCACCAUCAUCGGAGUGAUCCCCAACACCAGAGACCCGGAGCAUGACACCGACGACCUCCCGCCGCUGCACAAGAUUGGAACGGCGGGGAUAGCGGUGCAGGUGGUGGGCAGUAACUGGCCCAAGCCCCACUUCACCCUCCUCAUCACCGGACUGUGCCGCUUCAGUGUGUCAAGUCUGCUGAAGGAGAGACCCUUUGUCCUGGCCGAGGUGAAGCAGUUGGAUAAAUUGGAGCAGUACACGACGCCAGCAACACAGGGUGUAACCGCUAAUGAUGGGGAGCUGGGGGAGCUGUCUGAUAAAUUCUACCAGACUGCUGUACAGUUGUUAGGAAUGCUGGACAUGUCCGUUCCAGUGGUGGCUAAGUUCCGGCGUCUGUUGGACAGUCUGCCCAGGGAAACUCUGCCUGAUGUGGUCGCCUCCAUGAUCCGAACCUCAAACAAGGAGAAACUACAGGUCUUGGAUGCGGUGAGCCUGGAGAACCGUUUUAAGACAGCCCUGUCCAUGUUGACCAGACAGAUAGAGGGACUGAAUCUGCUGCAGAAAACCAGGAAGAAGAGUCCUGAUAAUGAGAAGAGGGUGUUAUCGGUGCGUAAAGGCGGUGUGUUUCCAGGCCGGCAGUUCAAUGUGGAUGAGGAGGAUGAAGAUGACGGAGAUGACACCUCGGUCCUCGAGAGGAAAAUUCAUGCAGCAAACAUGCCUGAAGCUGCACUCAAAGUGUGUCUGAAAGAGCUCAAGAGAUUGAAGAAAAUGCCUCAGUCCAUGCCUGAGUCUGCCCUGACCAGAAACUACUUAGAUCUGAUGGUUGAGCUGCCAUGGAGUAAAAACACAAAAGACUGCCUGGACAUCCGAUCUGCUCGCACUCUGCUGGACAACGACCACUAUGCCAUGGAAAAGCUGAAGAGGCGUGUGCUGGAGUACCUGGCUGUUAGGCAACUCAAGUCUUCACUCAAGGGCCCCAUUCUGUGCUUUGUGGGGCCCCCAGGAGUCGGUAAGACCAGUGUGGGGCGCUCUAUCGCCAGGACUCUGGGCAGAGAGUUUCACCGCAUCGCUCUUGGAGGCGUCUGUGACCAGUCUGACAUCCGAGGACACAGACGUACGUAUGUAGGGAGCAUGCCCGGUCGCAUCAUCAACGGUUUGAAGACGGUGGGUGUAAAUAAUCCUGUCUUCCUCCUGGAUGAGGUGGACAAACUGGGGAAGAGCCUGCAAGGAGACCCUGCAGCUGCUCUGCUGGAGGUCCUGGAUCCGGAGCAGAAUCACAGCUUCACAGACCAUUACCUCAACGUGGCUUUUGACCUCUCCCAAGUGCUCUUCAUCGCCACCGCAAACACCACGGCGACCAUUCCCCCGGCCCUGCUGGACCGGAUGGAGGUGCUGCAGGUACCAGGCUACACUCAGGAGGAGAAGGUGGAGAUAGCUCAUCGUCACUUGAUCCCGAACCAGCUGGAGCAGCACGGAUUAACACCUCAACAGCUGCAUUUACCUCAGGACACCACGCAGGCUAUAAUCAGCAGGUACACAAGAGAGGCGGGUGUGCGCUCCCUCGAGAGGAAGAUCGGGGCCAUCUGCCGCGCCGUGGCCGUGAAGGUCGCUGAAGGUCACAGAGUUGCCAAGACAGAAGCACCAGUUUCCGAGGGGCCUUUAGAGCAAGGAGACAAAGCGGCGGCGCCCCCAGAGAUGCCCAUUGUGAUCGACCACAUCGCCCUGAAAGACAUCCUGGGACCUCCGCUGUUCGAGAUGGAGGUGUCAGAGCGGUUCAUCCUGCCCGGUGUCGCUCUGGGUUUGGCCUGGACGCCCCUCGGUGGGGAGAUCAUGUUUGUGGAGGCCAGUCGGAUGGAGGGGGAGGGUCAGCUCACUCUAACCGGUCAGCUGGGAGAUGUGAUGAAAGAAUCCGCCCAUCUGGCCAUCAGCUGGCUCCGAGCGAACGCUAAAACCUACCAGCUCACCAACAUGGUGGGGGGUCCAGAUCCGUUAGAAGGAACCGACAUCCACCUCCACUUUCCUGCCGGAGCCGUCACCAAGGAUGGCCCUUCUGCGGGUGUAACCAUAGUAACCUGCCUCGCCUCGCUGUUUAGCGGCCGGCUGGUCAGAUCGGACGUUGCCAUGACAGGAGAGAUCACGUUAAGGGGGCUGGUGCUGCCGGUGGGCGGGAUCAAGGACAAAGUCCUGGCGGCCUACAGGGCGGGAGUGAAACGUGUCAUCCUGCCGCAGCGCAACGAGAAGGACCUGGAGGAGCUUCCAGCCAACGUCCGAGCCGACCUGGACUUUGUCACCGCUGCCAACCUGGACGAGGUUCUGAACGCCGCCUUCGACGGAGGGUUUCCUGGGACGGACAGAGCGCACACGCCCCCUCAGCUGACCAGCAAACUGUGAGAGAGCGCUGGACGACUGGACGAGCGACUUCAAGACUGUUUGAGAUGAAAAGUAACACACAAAUAUUCAAACACUAAUUCAGCUCAGUUGAAUUUUGCUAAAUAAGCAAAUGAUUCUGUCACUUGCAGAUUUAGAAUUUUAUUAUCUGUGCAAUAUUUGUCACGACAGAAGAAUCUGAUGUUACAAGAAUAGUCAAAGAUUUAAUGAGGAAAACGUCGUAAUAUUUCAAGAACAAAGAAAAAGAGAGAGAAAAAAGAGAAAUUAUCUAGAAAAUUUGCAGCAGGGGAAAAAAAAUCCCAACUUUAUUCUUAUAAAAUUUAUUUUUCUCGUAAAAUUGUAGAUUUUUUCUCGUAUGAUGUUUUUAGUCUUGUAAAAUUACGGUUUAUUUUUUCUAAAAUUAUAAUUUUUUUUCCCCUUAAUAUUUGAACUUUCUCAGAAUAUCACAAUUUAAUCAUGUAAAAUUGUAAAUUAAAUCUUUCUUUCUUGUAAUAUUACUGCUUUAUUCUUGUAAAAUUAAUUUAUUUUCCUGUAAUAUAACAACUUAAUUCUCGUAAUAAAACCUUUUUCUUGUAAAAUUUAGAUUUUUUUUUUCGUAACAUUUCAAGUUUAUUUACAUAAAAUUACAACUUUUAAUGUAUUAAUCUCUUUAUUCUCGACAUUUAGGGAAUAACUCUAAGUUUCGUGUCAUCCAAACUCAUUUCCCAACUUUAUUUCUCUGACUGUUAUUGUGACGCCAGGUUGUGAUUCUGCUGAGGAUCUGACUAACAGCUGGAUGUGAGACAGAUGUGUGAUGUAGCAAACGUACUGACUUUAAAAACUGUGAUUUCGUACUAAACCAAGAUGCACAUGUGUCUGAUUGGAUCAAUUACGUUAAAUUAAAGAUGCUUAAAA